This is a messenger RNA of Colletotrichum tamarilloi, 1068 nucleotides long. RefSeq lists its product as uncharacterized. The transcript has a single exon. The record is from RefSeq and is a predicted model, not a curated record. Lineage: Eukaryota; Fungi; Ascomycota; Sordariomycetes; Glomerellales; Glomerellaceae. The coding region runs from base 1 to 1068 and encodes 355 amino acids.
AUGGGUGACCAACAGGCCAAGCCGCCAAUCGUGGCAGCUAUUCGCAACGACGCCCCUUUGCCGGACAUCUCAAUUGGAGAUUGCCCCAGGUCGAAGAACUUGCACGAUGCAGGUGAAACAGCCAACCGGAUCGAUUUACCAAGGGUCUUGAGUCGAGCACCUAGCGACUAUUACACCAAGGUCGCGGAUCGGUUUUUAGAUACUGCAGACUUCAGACUGCUUGACGGCGUCGACCUCGGACGUCCCAACCCCACCAUCCUGUUUCACCGAAACGUAUCGGACGUGGCUAGAUCAAUCGAAGACUCCAUCAACCGAGAUGUUGGGCUGGUUCUCGUCAAAGGGCACAUGCCGGGAACUUUGGUGAUAGAUAGAACGACUCAAGCUGGGAAGAUGAUCAAGAUCCACAAUCACCAGCCAUUCGAGCCAGCGUCGAUCAUUCCCGUCCCAGGCUGGACGGCCAAGUGUAAACUGACCGCUCCUGGUCAAGAACCCAUUGAAUCGAUGCUCGUCGCCGAGCACAAGGAUAGAGGCCUGGUCGCCGUGGAGGAGUUCGAGACAGAGCUCGACAAGACCCCUGUGGGACUGCUGAAUUUGUGGCAGGAGGUACAAAACAAUGCCGCCGAGCUGACGGAGAUGCUCGAGACGGCCAACAAUGAGGGGAUUGCGCAAGACUUCCUACGCCUCACAAGUGGCCUCCGAAACUACACGACACCUCACAAUCGUGAGUUUGAGUCGACCUUCGGAAUCGAAAAUCAUCCCAAGUCUCCGUUCGAAAAGGAAGUCACCACAACGCUUCACGGGAUUGCCACCCAUGCCGUCGUGGAAGACGCUCCCUACGCCAUACUCGGAGACUAUCAGUCACUGGCAAUAUUCGAGUUUACCGACAUGUUGACCUUCCCGAAGGUGAACGAGAUCGACCGGCUUCGUCGGGGUCCGGGCAACAGGGUUCGAGUACUGGUGCUCAAUAAUGAGUCAGAGAAAAUCCGCCGAAACAUGAUUGGCGUUUGGCUCAAGAGUAUCGGAAGCGAAUCAGGUGAAGCCUGGAUGAAGAGCACCGGAAGUGACUAA